AUGGACAGGGAGACGCGCGCGCUCGCCGAGAGCCACUUCCGACGCCUCCGCGGACGCUCCUUCACCGAGGGCUGGGGCAGCCGCAGGCGCUGGGUGACGCCGGGCGGGAAGCCGGCCUUCGAGCACCUGCUGCGGAACUACGGAGACGUGGGCGUCCCUGUGGCCACCUGCGGGGUCCGGGAGUACACUUCCAGCCCCAAGGAGCACAUGCUCCUCCGAGACUACAUCAGCGACUGGAAAGACUACAUCCAGGGGGGCUCCUCCUCUCCGCGCGGCCGCCUCUACCUCAAGGACUGGCACCUGUGCAGUGAGAGCUCGCCCCAGGGGGUGGACCAGGGACACCCAGACCCUGGUUGUGGCCCCCAGGGACUCUUGAUCCAGCAGCACAUAGGACUCCUAGACCCAGUGCUCCUGCACGACUCGAGGUCACUGGCGGGGCGAGAGCGUGGACGAGGCCCACAGGUUCGGGAGAAGAGCGUGAUGCAGAUGAGGCACUUAGAGCACCAGCUCAACCAGAGGCUGGAAUUCCAGAUCUGGUGCAAGAGGGGUCUGGAACAAUGGCGGUGCUGCCUGCACGGGUCAUCUGAGCGGCAUCACAACACCCCCAGCGUCGUUUCCUCUGUUUACGACAGGGGGCCCCCUGUCACUCGCUGCAGGGCCCCUGGUCACUCCCUGCAGGGCCCCCCGGCCGAGGACGUGUUCACCCUGCCUGUGUACUUCUUGUCCGACUGGCUCAACGAGUACUGGGACGCCCUGGUUGUGGACGACUACCGCUUUGUCUACAUGGGGCCCGCGGGCCCCUGGUACCCGCUGGGGCCCCUGGGGCCCGUGUGCUCGGCCAGCCUUUCUGAAGCGCCAGACCACCUCUGGUUCAGUAGGCACCGACAGGAGGGUUCACACAGGUCACCGUUCCACGCCGACAUCUUCCACUCCUUCAGCUGGUCUGUCAGCAUCUGCGGGAGGAAAAGGUGGUUCUUCUUCCCUCCGGGGCAAGAAGAAGCCCUUCGGGAUUGCCACGGUGGCCUGCCCUACGACGUGACCUCGCCUGCGCUGCUCGACGGCCGCUGUGUGCAAGCACUGCACCCACCCCUGGAGCUCACGCGGGAGGCAGGCGAGGUGGUCUUCGUGCCCAGCGGGUGGCACCACCAAGUCCACGACCUGGAGGACACCAUCUCCAUCAACCACAACGGGGUCAACGGCUGUAACCUGGCCCAUAUGUGGCACUUCCUGCAGCAAGAGCUCCGGGCCGUGCAGCAGGAGGUCAGCCAGUGGAGGGACACUAUGCCUGACUGGGACCAUCACUGCCAGGUCAUCAUGAGGUCCUGCUCCGGGAUCAGUUUUGAAGAAUUUUACCACUUCCUCAAGAUCAUCGCUGAAAGGAGGCUGCUGCUUCUGGCGAAAGAGCUGGGCCCUGGUGACAUGGAGGGCAGUGCGGGCAGGGGGCUGGGCCCCCAGCAGGCUGCUUUUGAUGUCAGCCGGAUUGCAGAGGUGCUGGCCUCCGUGGUGGCCCACCCCGACUUCCAGAGAGUGGACACUAGCGUGUUCUCACUGCAGCCGGGGGAGUUCCUCCAGCAGCUGGAGGAGGUCGUGGCUGCCACUGCCUCUCUUUAGGGCAUGAGGCUUGCAUCAGGCAGGGCCCCGAGGCACCGGCACGGAAGGCAGGCAGUCUCUUCCACAGCGCCUUCCAGAAAUAAAGCUCUGUGCUGCUGUGUGGCAUGGGACAGGUCACCUUCCCGCGGAGCCUCGUGGCCUCAGGUGCUCUUAGGGUGUGGUACUGUCCUGACUGUCCACUGGCAUCCCCGGGACCCUGAUGCCUGUGCAGAGGGUUUGGGCUCCCUGUCUUCAUGAGGCUUAGCCAGGGCUGAGUGCUCUGGAUCCAGUGAGGGGGUGGGUGGGGAGGUCCUGCUAAGUGAGAUCUGCAGCCAGAAGGCCCGGAGUGUGCUGGGGACUCAGGCGUGGGGGCAGCAUGUGGUUGGGAUUCCUGGUGCCCCCAGCCUUCCCUCAGCAAGGACCAGCAUCCCAGCCCGUAGGCCUCCCAUCCACAGCAGUGCGAGGCAGCUGGCUUGUCCUGCACGGUUCCCUCUGCAGUAGGACCACGCCCCUGCUCGGCUCCAUCUUGCCCUGGAGCAAGCCCCUCCUGUGUAGGCCGGACAUCCUGGGGCCCAGGACCUCUUGUGUCUAUCCCACAGGAGAACCACUAUUUACAUGGAGCUUGCCGUCCCCCUACUGGCCUGUGCUUCCCCUUAGCCCCCGUCCAGAGUCCGGAGCCAAAGAUGUCUGUAUGGUCCGGGCACCAGGCCAGGCCUCAUACCUUGUCCCUCAUGCAGGCCCCUAGGCAUCACAGGUGCACCGUUCAGGGGCCCCUCAGGGUCGGCUGGCACCCGUGAUUUUAUGUCCCUCUUAUUUGUGGCAGCACUGCCUGUGCCCCCCAGGCCCCAGUGAGGGCUUGGACCUUGCCCCAGGUGUCCAGAGCCCCCCGUAGUCCCUCUCCCACCCUUCACAUGUGCUGGCCAUCUUAGGCCACCAGCAGUCGGUGCUUGGUUCACAGCCACUCUGCACUCCGUGUGCCACUCGACAGUGACAGUAGUAGGGUUCUCCAGGGAAAUGGAACCCACAGAAUAGAGCGAGAGACGGUGGGGGCUGGUGAGUGAGAUCUGCAGGGCAGGCCAGCAGGCCAGGGACUGAGGGGAGCGUGGACUUUGUGGUCUGGGGUCCAAAGUCUGCAAACUCAGGGUUAGUGUGUUGAAGUCUGAAGGCAGAAUUGCUUCUUUGGGAAACCUCUGUCCUUGCCCUUAAGGCCUUCCACUGACUGGAUGAGGCUCACCCAAAUUGUGGGGGAUGAUCUGCUUUAUCAAGGUCUGUGGAAUUCAGAGCUAAUCACAUCUAAAGGAUGCUUUCACAGCAGCAUGGAGACUGGCGUUUGAACAAACAGCUGGGCACCGUGGCCUGGCCAAGUCGAUGUGUUGAACUGGCCAACAUAGUCACCUCCCUGUGCUCGCAGGGACUCAGCAGGCACGCUGCUCUGUCCCGUGCCCACCUCGACGCCCAGCAUCUGCUCCUUUCCCAGCAGCCGCGGGCAGUCCCACAACCUCCCCGUGUGUAGCACUAACCCCCCCCCACUGCCAUCGGACAGUUGUGUCUGCACACGUCCCUGUGUGCCGUCCAGCCGUGCCGUGGCACACACCGCAUUAUUCAGCAGUCACCCCUUGCACACGUGUCCUGUCAGCCUCCACCCCUGGAACUCCUGCUCUACCAUGUCCUUGCUCCUCCCACGCGUCCCACGUGUCCCUCAAAUGCUGGUACUCACACUACUCAGGUGCACGGUGUGCACACUUGCCAUGUGCGAUCCAGUGCCCCCUGCACACCUACAGUGCCUCACGUUUGCUCCUGUUCUCAUCAUCAAGCUUUUGGUUCUAGCACACCCACUUGGUGCUAGUAGACAAUGUCUCACUGCACACUCACAGGCCAGGUGCAAACUUGGCAUCGUUCUGCUGCUUGUAGUUCCCGUCUGCACAGCCGUGGUGUGCCGUCAAGUGGUGCUUGUGUGUUCAUGGUGCGAACCCGUGACCGCUGCGCACACGGCGAUUCAUCAGUUCCUUGCGCAUUCAUGCUGUACCAUCCAACCCACUAAACCACCCAGAACUGCCACGUGUGGUCCGGUAGCUGCUUGCUCCAUGUUGCUCUAGCUUCUGCCCCCCUCUUGCACACCCACUUGCAUUCAACAGUCUGCACAGUCACUGGGCCUGCACCUGAGCCGUGCUGUGUGUCCAGUUGCAGCCGUUGAGGAGGAGGGGCUAACUCAGCAUUGUCCCCAUCAUUCACCCGUCUCUUGCCUCUGCAGGCUGUCUCUUCAGGGGAAGAUGUCGGCAGUAUGUGACCAGGUGCACUGGAGGUUCCCUGGCUUGCCUGGCUUGCCCUUCAGCUCCUCAUCCUGGGGAAGGACCUGGAAGGGCACUCCAGCAAGCUCAGGGCGUGUGUGUUUGCCACCUGGAUUGGAACCAUUCCAGUGUUUCAUUGGUGAGGCAGUUGCGUGCUGCCCGUGGAUCAUCAUUUCUGGUAGCACCCCUCUGCUCAGGCUGCAUUUUUCCGCCUCCUCGUGGGAAAAGUUUGCACCCCCAUGACGUAACCAGGACACAGUCAUGAGGUCUCAGCCAGACAGGAGUGAUCACGGUGUACCUGAUGGGGUGGGCGUUUCUGGGGUGAACAGUUGUGCAAGGCAUAGUGGUGAUGCUGGAACUCCUUGUGUACAGGGAGCAGGGAUGCUUAUGGACUGAGUUGGAGCUUUGGCUCUAAAUUCUGCAUCACAAGUCUUUACCCUGGAUAAGAAGCCAACAGGAAAAGGGGGUCUGAGGUCAGAGACAACCCCAGGAGGGUUUAAAUCUAGGUAAAGCCAAAGAUACAGAUGUAGUGAAAAGAAGGGGCACCUGCCCCCCAACGUUCGUAGCAGCAGUGUCCGCAGUAGCUAAACUGUGGAAAGAGCCGAGAUGUCCUUCAACAGAUGAAUGGAUCAAGAAGAUGUGGUCCGUAUAUACAACGGAAUAUUACUCAGCCAUCAGAAAGGGGCUGAGGCAAUUCCGGAGUUCGAUCUUGAACACCACAAUUUCUCAAUCGGUGGUCAGAAGAAAUCUCAGCAAGAGAAGCAGAGUGUGUUCCAUCUUCCCCAAUUGGAGCAGCUACUGUCCUGAGAAAGGAAAUGG
Messenger RNA from Zalophus californianus (California sea lion), 4697 nucleotides. RefSeq names its product jumonji domain containing 4 (gene JMJD4). The record is from RefSeq and is a predicted model, not a curated record. Lineage: Eukaryota; Metazoa; Chordata; Mammalia; Carnivora; Otariidae. Gene Ontology annotation, cellular component: nucleus; cytoplasm. Gene Ontology annotation, molecular function: sequence-specific DNA binding; histone H4R3 demethylase activity. Gene Ontology annotation, biological process: negative regulation of gene expression; protein hydroxylation; positive regulation of translational termination.